Molecule: messenger RNA, 552 nt
Organism: Hirsutella rhossiliensis
Lineage: Eukaryota; Fungi; Ascomycota; Sordariomycetes; Hypocreales; Ophiocordycipitaceae
Exons: 4
Coding region: 1-552 (183 amino acids)
Source: RefSeq, a predicted model, not a curated record
AUGGACGGAUUAAACGAUUGUCGCACAGCCAGAGUGGCCGAGUUACUGGCCGACUUCCGAACCCUGCAGUACUACAUCGCCGCGGCGCCGGCCGAGCCCGACAACGUCGAAGACUACUAUACCGAGGGCUGGGCCGCGCUGCGGCAGUGCGCCGUCGACGGCCAUCACAUCCUCGAGUGCGCUGCCGACACGAGAGUGCCCGUGGCCCAGGGCGGAGCGCAGGAGCAGACCAAGGCAGAGUUGAAGCAGGUUCUUCUAGACGCCUUUUCCCGACGUCACGAGGGUCAAAAGAUAUAUCUGCGUCAAGGCGCCGCCCAACGCUGGAUCGAGUCUCGCAACAACAUGCUGCAGGGCCAGCGUCCAUUCCCGGCCGCCGAGCCUCACCUACGGGCCUGCGACAACCAGCUUCGCGUGGAACUUGUUUCCAUCACCGACGAGUUCGUUUAUGCCGAGCUUGCCACGUCUGAUCAGAUGCUCGGCCGCUGGACCACCGAGGACCCCAGCCUGAGGAGCGUGCGGCGCUGGCUGCAGGCUCGACAGCCUCGAGGAUGA